CUCUUCAUCUCUCAAGCAUUCUCCAAAACUAAAACAGACAUAACCCAAUUCUUGUUUCAACUACAAACUGAAACACCACACACACAGACACAUAAAACCCCAAAACUCAAAACAAACACAAAACUUCAAACAACAAAUAUUCAAAGAAAAAAAAACAUCAAUCCCUUAACCAAAGUAACAGAACUCACCUUCUGGACUUUGUCUUUCCGUCAUUCAUUGCCGCCGCGUCGGAGCAUUCUCACAGUUGCCGGACGUGAAACACAGAGCUCGGAGAGUGUCGAAUUUGUCAAAGAUGUCGCGGUUUCCGUUCUUCAACCGGUCGAACACGAUUCAUUCUGAGCACUCGCAAAAACCUUACGUUCCUCAGAGCCAGCAGAGUCUGGACUGGUCCGGUUUGCUGAAUCGGUUCUAUGGAUCCGCUGAGUCGGCGAAAACCUCAAUCCGCGGGAAAAUGGUGAGGAAGCUCUGUACCUUGUUCGAGUCCUCCUCGAAGAAGGCUCCAGAAUCGGAGUCCCAAUCGGAAUCAAAAGCGAGUUGGGACUCGUGCACAACGACGACGCCGUUUCGGUUGUCCGGGACGGAGGAGCGAAUCGUGGUGUAUUUAACGAGCCUGUGCGGGGUUCGGCGAACAUUCGAGGACUGCAACGCGGUGCGCAUGAUCCUGAAGGGGUUUAGGGUUUGGGUGGACGAGAGGGACGUGUCGAUGGACAUAGCUUACAGGGAGGACUCAAUGCCACGUCAGUAACAUUUCGUCAUCUCAGCAUCCC
Vigna angularis (adzuki bean) is the source of this 767-nucleotide messenger RNA. RefSeq lists its product as uncharacterized. The record is from RefSeq and is a predicted model, not a curated record. Lineage: Eukaryota; Viridiplantae; Streptophyta; Magnoliopsida; Fabales; Fabaceae. The transcript has 2 exons. Bases 293 to 745 code for a protein of 150 amino acids.